AUGGAGGAUUUAAACUAUGUCAAUGGAUCCUAUUUUCCUAGUUGGCGAAUCUACCGAGGACAGAAUCCAUCGUCGAUGAAUCUUGCCAAGACAACCCAUGUCUUCUACGCGUUUUUGAGAGUCCGAAGUGAUGGUAGCAUCUACCACCUUGAUGAGAAAGCGGACCUGCAGUAUCCAACAAAUGAGACAACCGGUUGUCUGCACGCAUUUCGUGCGCUUAGAGAUCAGCAGUUCCCUCACCUGAAAUUAAUCGUCUCCAUUGGAGGAUCUAGUGGAAGUCAGCCAUUCAAGGCCUUGGCGAGCGAGAGACAAUCUCGUCGACGACUAGCCCAAAACAUGCGGCAGUUUGUCGAUCAAUACAAGCUAAAUGGCGUGGAUGUGGAUUGGGAACACCCCUCAGACCCUGCAGAUGGGCGCAACUAUGUCCUGUUAUUGGAAGAGCUACGCAGGAGCCUCCCAGCUCCACAAUAUCUGCUCACAACUGCUCUCCCCGUCGGGGAAUGGUGCCUGAAGCAUAUAGAUGUGGCAAAAGCAGCCGAACACGUGGAUUUUGUAAAUCUGAUGUGUUAUGAUUUUGCGGGCCCAUGGACUGGGCUGUCUGGUCACCAGUCCCAACUGUAUGCGCCGACACGCCCCUUCAAUGACUUUGCCAAGCGAUCUGGCCACGACGCGGUAAAAUAUUUCCUAGCGAGAGGCGUCAAGAGUAGGAAACUAGUUUUCGGUGUGCCCGUCUAUGCACGCUCGUUUUUGGGGGUCGAUGGCGUGGGUCAGCGGUUUACAGGUCAUUCUGGAGAAGGGGGCACUUUCGAGUAUCGAGACUUGCCAUUGUCUGAAGCGAAAGAAUUUUCGGAUCCGAAGUUGGGUGCGGCGGGCUCCGUUGGUGGUGAAGGGGGUUUUCUCAGUUACGAUCUUCCAAGCACCGUGCAGAUGAAGGCCGAAUAUGUCCGGGCCAACAACCUUGGGGGCCUUUUCUACUGGACAGGCGUUGCUGAUGAUGCCGGGCCCAGGAGUCUGGUAAGUGCGGGUUAUGAUGUGCUCAGCCGUGUGUGA
Penicillium malachiteum is the source of this 1050-nucleotide messenger RNA. RefSeq names its product glycoside hydrolase family 18 protein. The transcript is spliced from 4 exons. Gene Ontology annotation, cellular component: extracellular region. Gene Ontology annotation, biological process: chitin catabolic process; carbohydrate metabolic process. The record is from RefSeq and is a predicted model, not a curated record. Bases 1 to 1050 code for a protein of 349 amino acids. Lineage: Eukaryota; Fungi; Ascomycota; Eurotiomycetes; Eurotiales; Aspergillaceae. Gene Ontology annotation, molecular function: chitin binding; chitinase activity.